UGUAUGCAAAUGCACAGUAUUUAGGUUUACUGAUUAAUCUCUAGAUUUUAUAGACCAAACAGUGUAAUACAAACUUGUUAACGUAUAAAGCUUCAAUAAUAAAAUUUGGAAGAUUUUUUAUUAAAGUUUUGGUAGAUUUCAGCGAUAAAUUAGAAAUUAAAGAAAACAAAAGACAUGUGAACUCCGCCUUUCCCAGUAGUUUACAGAUUACAGUCAAGUGAAAAAACAUUUUGGUUAAACAUGUUUUCGCCCCCAAAAUCCGCACCCUUGCCCCGCAAGCAGUAUAAUAAACAUGAAAGCCUGCAAGAGGAACUGUAUAGAAGUAUUAAAGGCAUAUCAACUAUAAAAAGAACAAAAUCUACAGUGAGAAGUGUUAAAAAUGGAUCCAAGUAUCCGUUUGUAAAGAAGAAACCUUUAUACACUGAGGUUUCGCCUAGCGGAAGUGAGUUCAAUGGCGGGUUCGAGUCCUACGUUCCUCGGCCGAUACCGGCAAACAAACCGGUUCUAACAGAAACCAGAUUGGACAGUUCUGGGGAACAUAGUGAGAGUUUGAGCAGUCCAACCGAUAGCAUGGAUUCUAAGAAAACACGCAGAAAAUCCUCCAGUAGUCCGGCGGCGGUAAAAUCGCCGGCACUGGCGAUUAAACGCAGCGAUAGCGCGCCGGUGACCCUACAAGGCUGGUUGUAUAAGCAGGGAAGUGAUGGGCUACAGCUCUGGAAAAAACGUUGGUUUGUUCUCUCAGAGUUCUGCCUGUUUUACUAUAAAGGUCCUCAUAUUGAAAAGCAGUUGGGAUCAAUCCUUCUUCCAUCUUAUUCUAUUUCCCCCUUGUCAAAAGAUGACGGAGUCUAUAGGAAAUAUGCCUUCAAAGCAGAACAUGCAAAUAUGCGAACCUAUUACUUCGGCGCUGAAACUAAGGAUUCUAUGAUUCAGUGGAUGAAUAGUCUCAGUCUGGCCUCUAUCCUUCAAAAUGAAAACAAUCUUCGUCCUGAGAUCCUUGCCCGACAACUAGCUAAACAAGGAAACUACCCUCCUCAGAUGCGUCACUUUCCUCCACCCCAUAGGAUGAUAUCUCCACCUCAUGGGAUGCAACAACAUUAUACCCAGCAGAUGCAGCAGUACCAAGCCGGAAGUCAGAUCAAUCAGCAACAGCAAUAUCUUCAGCAACAACAGUUUGCUCUUCAACAUCAACAACAGCAGCAGCAACAAAAGAUGCUUCAACAGCAGAGAGGGGAUAUGCCUCAAGGCCGAACAGAGGGACGCCAACCCCUUUAUGCCAAUGCUCCUCCAAAGCCUAAGCGUCUAAACACAAGCCGAGACUACUCUCCCUCUCCAGACAACUCUCCUGAGAGAUCCCAGAACAAUGGAGUGGCAUACAACGAUCGAGAAUCUAGAUCGGAUGAUCCAUCUUUCUUAAGACACAGAUUACCACAAGAAAGAAGAACUCCAGAGGCAUAUGGUAGAUCAAAUCCUAGACUCUCAUCUGAUCAAGAUUCUCUAACCCCAAAAGAGUAUGAGGAAGUGUAUAACAAUGCGUAUAAUGAUAGAAAUGAAGAAAUUGUUAGGUACUCAAGAGAUCCUUUUCUAACUCAUAAAGAUCGGCGCAUGUCAACAGGGAGCAAUCCUAGGAAACAGGCAAACAUUCCUCAGCAGCAGUCUCGUGAUUCAAUGUUCGUCCAACCACGAAGUGAAUAUAUCACUGAGAACCAUGGGUUACCAAUACAGAGAAACCAAGUUUCUACCAACCCUACUAGUGAAAAGGUGCCUAGGCCGCACAGUGCAGACUUUUUGGAAUUUGAGCGAACCCAUUCCAUGUUACCCAACCAGGCCCCGAAUGAGACGAGGCGGGCUAAGCAACCGGCUCGACCAAAGUCCAGCAUUGGUGAAAUCCGUAAAUCAGAUGAUUUCUGGUCAGAAGAGGUUUAUGCGCAAAAAAUGCGAGAAAGUGCAUUUGUUUACGAUCCUUCUAGUUCAAGAUCCCAGAGCCGGGCAGGUUUAAAGACUCCUAUGACAAGAUCUAGUACCACGCCUGGGUUCCAGGACCAGCACAUUCCAGAAAUGAAUUUGAGUGACAUGAGUAAUGAAGAUAAUUUUCAUCCACUUCAACUUUCUCCAGCUCGGAAUUUGGUACAGGAACACAGUCCACAAUAUGCUCCUCAACUCCCGCCACCUGCCAACUAUCAAGACAACAGUCCACGAGAUCAUAAUCAUAAAUUAUCACCAAGGCACCCUAACUACAACUACCAUCAAAAUGGCUCACCUGCAAAUCAGUCCUUUGCUAGCUCAAAAUCACCAGUUUUCAGACAAAAUACCUCUUUCCAUGAGGAUCAGUUGCUCAACCACUCUCACAAUCAUCUGCAACAGCAAUACCAUCAACAAAUGCUCAACUACAGCCAACUAAAUCAAUCCUCAAGCAGCGGCUCAAAUAGAAGUUAUAUAAUGCAACCGGGUUAUGCUCAGAAUCAGCAAGUUUAUUUAAGCAAAACCUCACAUUUAUCCCAUCCCAUUCAUUCAACCCAGCCCACUCAGGCAUCUCAUCCCAUUCAUAUAAUCCAGCCCAUUCAUUCCAACCACACGGCCCAACCUAUCCCAGGGCAUCAGUAUUCACAGACUAAUGAAGAAACUCCCCAGUAUCCAUACAACCCAAAGUCAUCUUCCAAGCCUCAAAACAUCAAUUUGUCAUUCCAAGAUGGAAGCGGCGUUAUGAAAAGAAAUGAAACUGGGGACAUGAGCUACAUAGACAAUGAGCCAAGGAUUACAAUGCCGCCUUCUAUUCCUCAACCCACCCCUAGAAAAUCCUCCAACCAUACCCCAACCAUGUACCAAAACAUUCCAACCAACUCAAAAUCUCACUCUGAUCCAAGACCCCUUUCCUCCACUCGUCUUGAGACAGCUACCCCUAACAGAUUUUCUGAGAGAUUUGACAGUGACAGAAGUCAAGAUUCAAAUAGUGACUUUCGUCGGUCUGCCAGUGCCCGACUACCGAAGCAAAAGACGCGUGUUGGAGAGUUUUCUAAUGGGUUGAUGUUGGAUGAAUCUGAUGACAGCAAGAGAACCUCAGAUCAGAGGGAGGAGUCAAUGAAGAGAUUGUUGGAGUGGAAACAAAGGAUGUUGCAGUCCCCUCUCACCAGGAAGUCCUCAAGAAAUACUUCAAGGACACAGACUCCGACUAAUUCGGACUCUCCUGUCCCCUCCCUGCCUACUGAUGAUAUCCGGAAGCGUGUUAUUGAAGAGCUAGCCCUGCAAGAUAACACUGCUACUAAUCAGGACGCUGGGAAGGAUCGCCGUAUCUCAAGAAAGAGUUCCUCUGGAUCGCGAGGAUCACGAUCAAGAUCGUCUCCAAGGAUCGCUCCAAGCAAGAAUUCUCUUCUAUCCUCCGAUGACGAAGACCACGUAGUAGAGAGUUCCCGGUCAAGAAAGCGGUCAAAGUCCCAACAGUCCCGGUCAAGAAACUCAAGCAAGGACUCUCGCAAGUCCAAGUCCAAGUCAAAUGAGUCGUAUGAGUCUCAGCCUGAGUACAUCAAUAUAGAAAGUCUGAAAUCUGGAUCAAAAAGUUUAGUCCAAAGCAAAAACAGAUCACAAAGCGCUAAUGGAACAAACUCUGAUUGGUCCGGAUCAACUAAAAACAAUUUUGAUUGCUCCCAACAAACUUCCUCCAACAACUCUGAUUGGAUAGAAACAAAAGCUGAUCAUGAGAUUCAACCAAACCAUAGUUCUGAUUGGUCAACACAAAAUUUGAAUAAAUUUGAUCAUAGUAGAAAUAAUUCUAACCUUCAGGAUUAUCCUAACUCUAUACAUUCUAUUAAGAAUAGUGAAGAUUGGUCCCCCCGACCCAAACUGACCAAUGCUAUAGGUCCUGAUGAUUGGUAUAGGGAUGAUUUUGAUUUCAACAAAAGUCAUCCUUUUAUGGACGACCCUGUCCUUCUGAAGCAGUAUGCUCAGAUUUUAGACCUGAAAUACCGAGAAUCCUCGAAAGAGAAAUUAGAAGAAAUCUUGCAAAACCCUCAACUUUUACAACCUGCUGAGUUUAAGAUGAAUAUGUAUGAGAGAGAUGGUUUAGAAGAAAAAGAUAGUAAAAGGAAUCCAGAUCAAGGAUUUAGGUAUCCAGACAGUGGUUAUGACACACUUCAGAUGAGUUUAGAUGCAGAAAGACAGAAUGUGUGUGUUGAUAUUCAAACUGAGGAGCCUGUGGUUUUGAGGCGGGAGGGAAAAAGAAGAGAGGAGAGGAAAGUUCAAACGUGGCAUUCCAGAAACUUUUCAGAAUUUCAGCUCAUGGAAAAAGAGGAGUCUACUGUACUACUCACAAUCCAGGGACAUAACUCAAUAGAAGGGGCCAACAAGCGGAGCCCUAGAGAAGACAAGGUUGCCUGGUCUCCUGGAAAAGUCUAUCAGGAGAUUAGAAAAGAGAAAGAGGCCCCUCCUAAGAACGUUGUGAAGGAAAGAUUGAGAAGUUUUGAAGCAACCCAUGAAAAUCCACAGGCAGAGCUGCAACAACCUGUCAAAGAAGUUAGAAAUUUCAGGCCUCGCUCUAAAUCUGUAAAUUAUAGCUCAGAUGACAGUGAUUAUGAACACAUAGAUGAGAGGAAGUUAGAAAAGAAAAAGUCAGUGAAAGACCUUCUUUCAGAUUUUGAGAGAAAGAGCAAGGAGUUACAGGAGAAAGAGGAAAGUUACAGAGGAAUUGGGAGCUACCUCCUUCAAGAUUCCAAGGAGCCAGAUAAAAGAAGAGUGUUUUCUGACACAGAAACCCUAAUGUAUGAAACAUCAAGUGAUGAUGAAAAUUUUGAUGACAAGAAAAAAUCUCAUGGGAAGCAUAAACCUUCAGUUCAUGUUGAUGAAAGUUUUGAUAAAACAAAGAAGAAAGAAAAUGAGAUUAUAUCUUCCCCUCCCCCUCUACCACCCAAGAACCUACCCCCCACCAUGCAAGAAAACUCUCCAUUCCAGCCUUCUUUAUCCAAGGAGGUAUUUAGGAUACGUCCUAUCAGCGCCCAGGGUCAAGAUCAACCUGGAGAAGAAGUUGUGACACCUACAAUAGGUACCUCAGUAGUAGAGGAUACAUAUCUAGCAAUGACACCUUCCAAGAGCUUGUCAUCUCUGUCAGGAACCAUGGGGCGGAAAUCAAGUUUAACCCUUCUUUCUAGUUCACACAACAGUAGAACUUCUUUAACUUCCAGCCAUGGAUCUUCUCAAUCCAUCACUUCUCAGGGGAUGCCAAGGUUUGGUUCAGAGAAAAACCUUGGUGCCAUGACUCCCACUGAGGCCUUGAUACAGUCUGCAACUGGAUCAGUCAACCAUAGCCGAACCCCUUCUCAGACACUUGUCAUGGAACAUCUUCAACAUGAGGUUUGUCAUUUUGAAGAAGAAACUUAUGUAGAUAUGAAUGAAGAUGGAUCUUUUAUUAGAACUCCACGUUCUAGUGCAAAAGAGCCAAUAUUAGCUAAGCAGUAUAAAAAGGAAAAUCUAGAUACAACUUUGACUGGAGAUUCUCCAGAAAGCCCACGAUAUUGUGAAAUUGAAGAUCCAAAUGAAAAUGCUCAUUAUGAAUAUUUAUACAAAGCUAGAACUCCUAAUGCACCUCUUUAUAAUGAGGACUUAUACCAAGAAAUAGAAGAUCCUGGAAUUGAAAUAUCAGGAACUGGAACCAUCAGGGAGACCAAGAAGAAAACAAAUAAGAAGAAGGAACCUGAACCUUUGAGACCUAUCGAAGGGCUUCCAGACAUUCUUGGUAAUGCGCCAACUAACAAAGGAAACAGUUCAUCCGAUGCAGAUGAUGAGUCAUCAAAAGAUUUUGACAUUGAAUUAAAGGUUCAGCAGAUGAUUACGCUUGACGAUUCCUUCCGACCUGCAUCAUUUUACUUGAGCCACUCAAAAUCCACCACUAAUGAAAAUGAGGGUGAUUCUUCAGAUUCUGAUUUAGUUUCUCCGCCUCCAGUUCCCUCAAGUCCUCCUCCAAUGGAAGAAGUACUGGGAUAUCACAGCUCAAGCAACUUGGAUCAAAUUAGUCUGAACAACAUUCUUCUUUCAGCUAAAUCAUCAUACUCUGGUAGAAUGAGAAGAGAAUCACAAGAAGAUAAAAAUCGUAGACCAUCUGUGAGUUCUAGAACUUCUCAGGGCUCUCAGGGAUCUCUAAUCAAUGGUUCCCAGCAGAGCCUAAACCGCGAUCUAAGUACAAUGAGCCCUCAUCGCAUGCAUGGAUCUCAUCAAAGUCUUAGCUCUAGAGAACUUCCUCCAAUCCCUGGACAAAGUCUUCUUGGUUCACAACAAAGUUUAGCAAGCAAAGAAAUUCAAUUAAUUGGUUCCCGAGGCGGCACUGUUGAAAAUUUAGAAAUGUAUAGAAACUCCCCCUAUCAUUCCCGUGAAGGUUCUCUGGACAAUGAAAUGUUUCUUUAUCAUCGGUUUACACAAGGUUCCUCUAUAAGUGAUCCAUACAGAAAACAUAGUUCAGAUGAACUAAGCUCUGAUACUGCUCUAUAUGAACAGGAGUACAGAAAAUACCACUUAGAAAAUAUCCAGGAGGUGUCAAACACCCUUGAACGAACUGAUUCUGGGUCCCACAAUACAAGUGUCAUCAGUCAGGAUCUUAAUAUAUCUUACAACAGUGUGUAUGACAGCAGGCUUCAGCAAUCCAAGGUUUAUAAGAUUGAAGACCAUCCUGUGUUAAAGAAAAGAAAAUCAUUGGAUGAGAGGCAAAGUGAAACUGGCACAGACCAAUCUGUAAUUGAGAUGGAUGAGAAUCAGGAAGAAUUAAGUCCACGCUCUAAAAUCCCUUAUUAUGUCUCUGAUAUAAUGGAAGAAGGAGAGAUAAGCAGAGUAGAUUCACCAGGAGAGCGACUUGUUGAUGCUAUCACAAAAUCAAUGAAUGCCCUUGAUGUUGAGUCUAACAGUUACUUUGAGAGCAAAAAUGAUGCUGAAAAUGAGAGAAUUAGAAAACUAAGGAGGUCGUACACUCCAGAUCCAUAUCUCUCAAAACCCAUUCUUAAUGGAACCCCUGUUGAGCAAGAAACUCCUGCCAACAAUGUAAGCAGAUCAAAAUCAUUGGAAGGACUGCUGGGAGAUAGCCAAGGAAGUGCACGGGAUAAUCUUGGAUAUCCAACUCAACCCAAGGUUUAUUCACCACACAACUUCAAUGAUAUAUCCUCACAACCUCGACCUGCUCGAGGUCAUCAGCCUCCUCCACCACCUGUGGAUGUCCCACCUCUGGAUAUUCAGCCUCUGUCCUCUUCAGUUCUGCCUGUAGAGGACAAGGAUAACUCUGUGGAUGAUGAUGCUUGGGCAAACACUUUGAGAAGAGCAAGUUUAAAGCAGCAAAGCACUAAAUCUCCAGUUGACCAAAACAUUACAGCAUGCAGCACCACAUCAGCUGAAAGAAAUAUAUCUAAUGGAUCAAUGCCAAGAAGAUAUGAGGAUCAGUUGAUAUCAGAUGCAGGAUAUAAAUCUCAACAGUAUAGAAAUGAACAAGGAAGGCAGUCUGUCCCAACUGUUAUGAAUGAAACUGUUCAACAAUUUGUUUACCAUAGUAGCACUAAUGGACGCCACUCUGUAACACCUCAGUCAAACUUCAGAGGUUAUACUGAAGAAACAGUUAGGCAAUCACAUUCCAUGGUUAGAGAACACCGUGGUAAGCUCCCACCUCCAACAGCCCCAAAACCAAAGACUCCAGUUCAUUUUGAAUAUCCUGGAUCUGUUCAGGAACCAGUUAAAAGAAAUGCUGUUUACAACCAUGAAGCACAAAGGCAGUCUGUAGUAUCCCCAGUUAACUACUCUCAGGAGUAUCCAGUGACAAAUUCUAGAAAUUUUUUAGAGCACGGCCUCCCCAGUCCUUCAUCUAGCCAGGGGUUGGGGAGGUUGGAGGGGAGUCAAACCCUUCCUGCGAGAAUCAGGUAUUCAGAUAGCUCUGCCCGGAGUUCCCUGGACCCAGAGGAGUCUCCGAGAACAAGUAAGAGUGGAUUACAAGAUCCUGCAGCUCCAGUACCACCCUCACCUAGAGACUCUUUGCACUCUCAAUCCUUACCAAGAACACCGGAGAAAAUUCAUCAAUCCUUCCCUCAACAUGGAAAUCUUUUUACCCCUCCCCGGGGAUAUCCAUCUCAAGAAUAUUUAAGAUAUCAGGAUCAGCUUCAAGACUCACAGGAGCACUUAUCUUUAAGUAGAAACUCAAAGACAAGUUUGCAAGGACAUCAAAGCAUAACAGAUGUCCCUGCAGCCCCUGGAAGGACAAGGAGAAGGAGUCUCAGCUCUAGCAGGAAGUCUCCUGAUCUCGAUACUUUGAAAAAGAAGCUGGGGGGUAGUUUGAGUAAUAUGACCGCUGGUGACCUCCUUGGGAAAACUCAAGAAGAACUGGUUCUGCUUCUUAUUCAACUCAGGAGACAAGCCGCUGCUCUUCAAGAAACAGUUGAUGCUUGCAAGGCUGAGCUGGAUAAUACAAGGAAUACAGGAGAACAGGGUGGAGACGACCUUCGCCAGCAUACCUGGGAACUUGAAGAACAGCUUGCCCGCCUGCUGCCGGUCAUUGGGCUGGUGGAUAACAUGGUCAAACUGGGCACUCUCUACAGAGGGAACAACAACAACAAGACCAGUGUUAGUAACAUCAACAAGAACAGUGUUAGUAACAUCAACAAAACCCAGGAGUUUCUGGAAUCUAGGGCUGAGAGAGCUCAGGCUCCGAGAUAUCCUGACCCUACCAGCUCUACUCGGUACCCUGAGAAGGUUUCAUCCUACCAAGAGCCAAGGAAGGAGCUAGAUCCUCGCUAUAAUCAGCAAAGGAUGGAUCAGGUUCCACUGAGACCUGAUAUUGAUCCGAACAGACGAGUUGGAAACCUUGAGAUAGAACUAGAACAUGUUCAAGCUCAACUUGGAGAUAGCUUAAAGCGACUGGAAGCCAAUGGCAAUGAACUUGCGCAUUUCGAGCGAGAUAUUUUCAACCUUCGGCAGCAUCUUCAAGCCUCAGUGGAGAGGAAUAGAGGUCGAGGUGCGGCUUCAAGAGAAACCCUGGAGGUGGAAGGACACCUGAGAACAAUACAAGCCAGGGCUAUGGAGCUUGAGAGAAAAAGAGGAGAUAUUAUCAAAAAUAUAAAUCAUCUUAAAGGAAAAGAGAAUUAUCUUUCGUCUGAGAUCCGACCCUCUCCUACAGGCGUAGCUGGAGCCGAACCUGUUCCUUCUAAAAAACGUGGAUUUGACACGUGGCUUGAAACUGAUAUUGACAAUAAUAAAACUAGGGACAGGGGGCCUGAUACAGAACUUCAGUUGGUUCAAGAGAAAAAGGCGAACCAGAAGAAUAACAACCCUGCCCAGCCUGUCUACAUAAAUACAUGGGAGGAGGAACAACAUAAUUAUGAAAACUAUCAUAUUGCGGCAGAGCGCAAUCCUUACGAAGACGACGUUCAAACAGUUCACAGUGAAGGAGUUAGGAGUGAGUAUGAUCCUCCUCCUCUACCUGACCGACCUGGCCAGGAUGAGGUCAUCCUCGGCCUCGGAGAGCUGAGCGAGGCUGACGAGAGAGUCCAGAGGUUCUAUGGUAUUAUCCCCAAGGAGAAGCCUAUUGAGAUCAAGACAGUGCGCAUGGUAAAGCGUGAUAACAAGGAGAGGUUGAGUAAAGGACGGAGAGGAGAUGAUGAUUCCGAAUCCAUUGAACUGAGUCUAGAUGAAGAGGAACCCCCGCCUCCUCUACCCAGAGGAAACUACCAGAACCAGCACAGUUUCCUGAGCAACCAGCCCAACUCUAUCUUCUGCUCUGAGGCGGAGCAGGCGGAGUACGACAGUGGAGUCAAGCCUCAGUUUAAACUCGGAGAGUAUUACCGGAGGCAGGAAUCUGUUUCUCGUCCCGGAAGUUCGUUAUCGGCACACGAACGGUUGUUCGGCACAAAUCGUGACGAAUCUAUUUCGCCCGAGAUGUCCCCAGCCAAGUCAAGUCUAGCAAGCACAGAUAGCGCGCAGUCAGCCCUCAUGUCACCGGUGUUUAAAUCCGCUGCUGCGCGCGCAAUCAUAGAAGAAGAGCGCAAAACUCCGAUGAUAAUCCCGAAGGCAAAAAAGAAAAACAAAAAACGCCAUUUAACAAUCACCAGCAGCCAUCCGGCAGCUGUUUUAGAGGCCAUUAGUCGGCACGAGGCCGACCAACGAACUGCGAGGUCACGUGACGAUCUUGAUAUUGAACGGAUGUUGAAGCCACGUGAUGCACCGGAUAUUGUUCGGUCAACCUACGGUCAGGAGAAUGACUUACGGGAGGAUAAUAUUGAUAAUCUGUUCGGAGCUCCAAACAAGAUUAAAAUACCAGAGAGAUAUGUACCUGAAAGGGAAAAUAAUGAACCUACAGCUGAAGAGAGAAGAACAAGAUUAAAGAAAGCUGAUUCUAUUAGACGAAUGUUGGUUGAUACAACCUCCUCUAAUCCAAUACAAAAACGUAGGUUUAAAGUCCACUCUUGA
Molecule: messenger RNA, 10413 nt
Organism: Eurytemora carolleeae
Lineage: Eukaryota; Metazoa; Arthropoda; Copepoda; Calanoida; Temoridae
Exons: 20
Coding region: 241-10413 (3390 amino acids)
Source: RefSeq, a predicted model, not a curated record